AUGUUGUUUGAAAUAUAAAAGCUCGGCUUUUAUAUUUCAAAACAACAUUUCUUAACCUCGGAGGUUAUUCUGCAACAUUCACGAUAACUCGUACUUUAUUUCUUAAUUAUAUAAAAACCAAUGCGGGAACAAAUAGAAAUAAACAAUGCAAAAAGCGGAUUCCGUAUAGGUAUCAACGAACGAUAACUCUUGAAUAUGACGAUGUUUUGUCGACCAGUCACCCAAACAAAGUUGUUUUGCGUCGAGUGCAGGAAGCAUGCGGUCCGAUGGGUAGCGAACAGGAGAAUUUCAGAGAAAAGUGAUACAAACAGUGCACGACAGACUAAUGGGCCACUAUCGGGCUACAGAGUACUAGACUUAUCCAGAGUUCUGGCCGGACCGUACUGUACGAUGAUUCUGGGGGAUCUAGGGGCAGAGGUCAUCAAAGUAGAACGACCCGGAUCGGGAGAUGACACGCGCUCCUGGGGUCCGCCAUUUAAAGGACAGGAAGCUGUGUAUUUCUUGACCGUCAACAGAAAUAAAAAGAGUGUUGCUGUCGACAUCAAAACACGAAAAGGACAGAAUAUCAUAAGACAGCUUGCCUCAAAGUGUGAUGUCCUCGUGGAGAACUAUAUCCCCGGGAAGCUGGCCCAGUACAACUUGGGGUACGACCAACUGAAGACGGAGUGCCCCAACCUCAUCUACUGCUCCAUAUCAGGUUACGGCCAGACCGGACCUUACGCCAAAAGAGCCGGAUAUGACGUCAUCGUGUCCGGCGUGGCAGGGCUAAUGCACAUCACCGGCCCAAAGGACGGUGAGCCGUGUAAAGUGGGGGUCGCCAUGACAGAUUUGUCCACAGGUCUGUAUGCGCACGGUGCCAUCAUGGCUGCCAUCUUACAACGACAAAAAUCUGGUCAAGGACAACACAUCGACUGUGAUCUAUUUUCUACUCAGGUUGCGUCAUUGAUAAAUAUAGGAGGUAAUUUUUUGAAUGCUGGGAUAGAGGCCACACGGCACGGGACCGCCCACCCCAGCAUAGUGCCCUACCAGGCUUUCAAAACACAAGACAGUUAUAUACUGGUGGGGGCCGGAAAUGACGGACAGUUUAGACUCCUAUGUAAGAGACUUGGUUUGGAACAGUUAAUUGAGGACAAGAAAUUCUCUACAAACAAGGCCCGUGUGACAAACAGGAAAGAACUACUGGACUUGUUAAAGAAAAUGUUUAACACGAAUACGACACAGUACUGGCUGGACCUCCUGGAGAACUCAGGAAUUCCCUACGGUCCUAUCAACAACAUGGCGGCGGUGUUUAGCGAUCCUCAGACAAUCCAUAACGGGAUGAUACGGACCAUUCAACACCCAGACAUCGGAGACAUUAGGGUACCAGGACCCCCGGUCCGCUUCAGUGAUUUCCCGCGCGAUGCUCCUUCGGCGCCACCUACAUUAGGACAACAUACUGAUCACGUGCUCAGCAAUAUACUACAGCUUCAGCCAAAGGAAAUUGAGCGAUUGAGAGUAGAGGGUGUAGUUCAAUGAAUACAAUUGAAUUAGUGAAAUACGAAUGUAAUCAUAGGUCAGCGCUUAACCACUGUAAAGAGAAUUAAUUAUUCAGAGCUUGAAUUGAUUUGUACUGAUAUUCUGGUAAUAUACCUAAUGCUAUGACCUAAUUUAUGGGCGACGCCAUGUUCCGAUCACGUGCUUUACCGCCAUUAAGGUGCUGACAACGUUUUACAAGUGUUACAUUUACUACGCCGUCUUCAUCCCAGUUUGUGAUUGAUAAAAAGACAUGUAAUUAUAUAUUUAAACCUUAUUUAAUUCACGCUC
Messenger RNA from Magallana angulata, 1803 nucleotides. RefSeq names its product succinate--hydroxymethylglutarate CoA-transferase-like. Lineage: Eukaryota; Metazoa; Mollusca; Bivalvia; Ostreida; Ostreidae. The record is from RefSeq and is a predicted model, not a curated record. The transcript is spliced from 14 exons. Bases 196 to 1515 code for a protein of 439 amino acids. Gene Ontology annotation, molecular function: catalytic activity.